Molecule: messenger RNA, 1895 nt
Organism: Gastrolobium bilobum
Lineage: Eukaryota; Viridiplantae; Streptophyta; Magnoliopsida; Fabales; Fabaceae
Product: reticulon-like protein B22
Exons: 2
Coding region: 670-1236 (188 amino acids)
Molecular function (GO): protein binding
Source: RefSeq, a predicted model, not a curated record
GUUAAAAUUCAUAUUACAUGCUAAACUGUUGAAUGAAAAGCUUCCAUCUCAAUUACAGUUUCAUUUUAACCAACCCUGGCUGUAAGAUUACCUCUUCCAAUUUGUUCGUCAUGCAUCAUGUGGUCUUGUCAAGUUCAUUUCUGUGCUUGCGAGUUGAUCUACCUAUGCAAUGGAGCCUAAAGGGAAAUUAGAAAGGACCCAACGAAAAUAAAAAAUAAAAAAUUAGAAAGAUGAAAAUGAGUUGGAAAUUGAUGGUGACAGUAUAUACUGAAGGACGGUGAUGGGAAGGUGAAUACUGAGUAAUGGAUGAUUAGGAUAACGAGGGAGAUGGGGCUACCAGCCAGAAAUAUGGGAACCCAUUCACUACUAUUCAUGGACCACUCACUGAGUAUACUAUUUGUUAUGAUUUUCUAGUUUUGGAGAAAAUUAAAAUAAUUGGUGGUUAGGUGGUAAAAUAGUCAGCAUACGUAAAUAAUAAUAAUAAUAAAAUAAUAAUGUAAGAGUCAAUCGUUUAUGAGCCAACAACCACCACACCAGCCAUCAUCAUUCAUAGAUACUAGAUAGGUAGGUGCGUCUUUCCAACGCCAUCAUCAUUUACAAGGCUACUUCCACCUCCCCCUCCACCACGAAUAAAUCUAUUCUGUAUUUGAUUCGAUUAAGUUGAAUAGUAUGUUGAAUAAGAAUUCAUCAGAUGAGUUAGUUGGGAUUGAGAAGUUGCCGGAUCAUGUGCUUAUAGAGAUAUUCACAAGAGCAGGAGUGAGUGAGUGGGCGCAAAUAUCAUGUGUGAAGAAACAGUGGGCUUCUCUUUUCCGGUGUGAAUGUUUCUGGCAAGCUGCUCUUGCUAACAAUUAUCCAUUUGCGGAUCCUUCUAAAACAUGGCCUGGACCUAUUCCUCCUCCUGCUUUACCCAAGAGGAGAUUCAUGGCCUUAUAUAUUAGUCAACACAUGUUUCCUUCCAAUCCCCAAACACAAAUAGAUGAGAUUGUUGGUCAUACUUACCUCUUUUUGAAAGAGCAGCUUCAACUUUCUAUUAUGCCGCCUCACAGUGGAAUUCUUCAUGGAACCAUGAUUGAUCAGUUCAUUGCUUGUGGAAACUCAAGAGACGUAGCCCAUGAACUUGCUUCUCGGAUUUGGCUAGCUGUUCUUGACAAUUUGGAGGAAAACCAACAUACUUUUUGCUUACUUAAACGCCUUGCCCAAGAAGGGGAUGUGAGUGUACCUUCCAACUAUACUUGAAGCUAACAUGUUUCCUUUUGUAACUUUUGCAUGCUACCUAAUGCAAUUAUUCUUGUUUUUUAUAUUAUUUUCAGCAGGUAUUUCUUCCAUACCCAUACACUAGAUCGGUCAAAGUUCAAUGGAGGGUGUUUGAGAAGCUUUUCACUGAUUUCCGUGAUUGCUUCAACCAUGUAGAUUAUUAUGAUAUGUUGGCAUGUGCUAAAAGCAGGUUUCAGCCAAUACCAUCUGCUUGGUUAGGUUAUUAAAUGUAGGCUUUAAUACUUGGUAUGUUGAUCCUGACUUGGAAUUUUGCAAUACCAUCUUCCUGGAAUUUUGCAUCAAUAUAUAGAAAGUUAGGAUACGCAUGACAGAUGCGGAUCCUGACUUUUAAAUGUAGAUUAUUAUCGCUAUAGAAGUAGUUAACCCAAUAUAAUCUUGGUGUUUGAUUUUCUCAUGUUGAAUGAGAAUUCAAUUCUCAUGUUGUAGAGAUAAAAAGUAUGUGAGAUCCAUGUGGUAGAAAAAAUUAUAUGUAGGACCCAUGUCAGCGCGAAAAUCGAAGGGUGUGUAGGAAAAUUUGAAUUCUCAUGUUGAAUGAGAAUUAUAAAACCCUAUAAUCUUUCUAGUAAUACGCCCUUAAUUCUUUUCUAAAUUGAAUCCCUUCAUGUUUCCCUAAAAUGAAA